This is a messenger RNA of Toxorhynchites rutilus septentrionalis, 16679 nucleotides long. RefSeq lists its product as uncharacterized. The coding region runs from base 1354 to 7953 and encodes 2199 amino acids. The transcript has 7 exons. The record is from RefSeq and is a predicted model, not a curated record. NCBI's taxonomy places the organism in Eukaryota, Metazoa, Arthropoda, Insecta, Diptera, Culicidae.
GUUAAGGCCCAUCAGAGUAUGUUGUGGUGAAUCUUAUAUAAUUCAUUAUUUAUCAUUGAACAAUUUUAUCAUUUAUCAAUAUAAAAUAUUGCAAAAUAAGUAUCAACACAUUUUUGGCUCAACAAAUCUGCGUAAGUUGUCAAAUGAAAUAGUCCCUUCUCUGUUCCGUGCCAACAAAGAUAAAAUAUUGAACAGUGCCCUAGCACCGCAGCACAGGAGUGAAGUAGCUCAGAGAAAAAGAAAGGCGAACACAGCAACGAGAAGCAGAAGAAGAAAGAAGGCUGUCCGACAUUCGCGAGAAGUAUUGAAAAUUUGAUCCGCUGGCAGGGCAAGACGGAUAGAAAAAUUGAAAUUGUACGAAAUUUGAUGUGCAAAUUGGUUUUGCUCAUUUUCCGGAGGAUCACCCGCGCGUGUUACCCACAAAAGUGACCAUUCUUGGUGGAAAAUAUCGACUCGAACGGGGCGCACACACAGAAAAAGAAGGUGUCGAAUCAUCGAGUAAGUGGCAAAGUAGUGACAAAAACGCAAGACAACGGCGGAAAAAGGAAAUUCGAUUCGAUGCCGAAGGAAAAAUAUUGUGAUCGAAUGGUGGAAUUAUUUUGAAUUUCGCGUGAUCCAUCCAGUCGGAACCACUUGUCCCAAUUGUGAGAGAAUAUCCGAAUAAAAACAAACAAGAGCAAUCAGACACAGUUUCCAGACGUAUUAUAGCUGCAUGAGGCCAGCACUAUUUAUACGGAGUAUAACGACAUAAAGGAGCAUAAAAGAAGGAAGAAAAAAACGAAAAUAUUAAGUGCACGAACGUGAGUGAAAUACAAGCUGAAGGACGAGGGGAAAGCCGCUGAAUAUCGCAAAAUAAAAAGAUUGUGUGUGUCAUAACAAAGAAGAAAUCAGUGUUAGAGCGGUCGAGGAAAGUUUACAAUUUGUGAUUCCGAAGUAAAAGCGAAGAUCGAAAAAGUAUAAGUUGAAAAGUGAAGCGAGUGGAUAUGGCAAACAUGUAGAAAUAUACAAUUGGAGUAUGUUCCCGGAUUAUGAUGUUUUAUGGAGAUUCGAGCGUACAAAUAAGAUUGACCGAUCACUGGAAACUAACUUGGGAUAGCAAUUAAAUAAGCACAUAGAGGCGAAUGAACUGCAAAGUUUAAAGCCUCUUAAAAACAAAGAAAGAAAGAAAGAAUAAGCACAUCAGAAUAAAAGGCAAAACACAGAUCGAGAAGUAAACACACAACCAGAGAAAGAGAGAGAGAAAACGAAUCGAACGCGCGUACCAAUUUCGAAAGCCGUCUACCGACCAAGUUGAUGAGCGGAUAGCCGUAGGAAAAAACUUGAGAUAGGCCUGAAGCACACAAAACCAAAAUAAUGAGCAUCGAACCAACGAACGCAACCAAAGCAGCUGCUGCGAGAAUAACAACAACAAACAUGACAAUUUUGCCAUCAGCCGGUAUGGACGACGAGGAAGAAUCGACACUCGUUGAAAUUUCACCUUCAUCUUCGUCGUCACCACCGACGAUGUCAUCUUUGUCGCUGUCUUCGAGAACCAGUAGCACCGGCACGGGUGACGAUGUUGAAUCUCAUCCGGAUGUAGUAGAAAAUAUUGUACGCGAAUCGACGACAACGAGCAAUCAAUCAAACAUUAUCGUCCCGCCUACAGGUUCAUCGCAAAUUAGUACAGUGACAUUAACAGAAGCAUUAACACCUGAACAGUUUCACCAAACAUUGCAGCAGAAUCAGCAGCCAACACAUAUUGAAACUGCUGAUCAUUCGUUAGGACUACUACCACGAAACCCCAUCCCGAUACAGUCUUCGUCCCCGGUAUCAACUCCGUCCUCAGCUGAAGAAUGCGACGAUUCCGCAACCAUUAGUACCACCGAAGGCGCCUUGAUCGUUUCCAGUAGCAAUAAUCAAUUGAACAACAACAACAACACAGCAAUAAGCCACAGCGAGCUGGUGGCGACACAAGACAGCUCGAUUAAAAGUGUCCUUCCGCCAUCGCCAGCUGCAAUGAGUACAGUUGUUAGUAACACAACAUCAGAAAAUGCGCCUAGUGUUAAAGAAGGUGUCACAACAAUGGAAGCACCAUUAGAGAUAGUACAAAUCUUUCCCCGCGCUGAAACAGCUUUAUCCUCUUCGUCAAGUUCCGCUUCAUCCUCGUCCACUUCAUCAUCCGCUUCUUCUACCAGUACUUCAUCUGCGUCCUCGACCUCAUCGUCACCUUCAGUUUCCCCCCUGGCAGUGUUUCAACAGCCUCAUCCAACAAAAGAUACGCCUUCGACAAAAGUUCAAGAAGAAGUAGUGGUACCCAAAAUAGACGAUCACUCUUCAAGUGAACUAGGCGAUGGGUUGGAAACAGAAGAAAUCAGUGAAGAGAGCACCACGUGGUGCAAACAGGACGAAUCCCAGAACCAACAUCUACUUACUUCUCAAAAUCAAUGUUUAUCUUCAGCACCACCGCAGCACCUCCAAAGUAGCUUAAAGAAAGAAAAAAUAGGCGAACAACUUGGCGGCGAGAAUCGAAGACGUGUUUCUUUCCCGCAUGACACGCAACUCAUAACCGGCUAUCUGGAGCCGAUCGAUCCGUGGGCCUGUGUAGAAACCGUGAGUGUGCCUGAGAUUUUGAACCUGUAUCGGAAGUCAUGCUCCAAGCACUCCACCGAACCACUGUCAGUAAUUACCGAGCAUCUGCAAACAUUAGAUCUGACGAUUGGUCAACGAGUUCCGUUGCUUUCAUUGCACAAUCAGAAUCUCAGCCAUGGCUCGUGUGAAGCGCUGGAAGAAAUAUUUAAACGAAUCCAGUACCGAUGCAUCAAUCUGUCGCACGCCGGUCUGGAUGACACUAGUGCGAGCGUGCUGUUCGAUAUGAUUGAAUACUACGAGGCUACAAACGAGCUGGACAUCUCCGAUAAUUUGUCGAUGACGAACAAAAGCUGGCUUGCUUGUAUAAAUAUGGUGAAGAAAUGCCAAGCGCUACAUGUGCUAGUGACGAGGGGACCUGCUAUCUCCGAACAUCACGCUAUGAAUCUGGCCAAGGCGCUCAACACAUCGGCGCUCCACACGCUCAAACUGGAAAGCUGCGAGCUAUCCCAGCGGCCACUUUCGACACUAUGCAAUCUGCUGAAACGGAACACAGUGCUCCGAGAGCUAUCGUUGGCUCACAAUCAACUAACCUGCGAGGAUGCGAAGAACAUUGCGAAUUUGUUGCGGUCGAAUUAUCACAUUCAGUUGUUAGACAUUUCGAACAAUAAUAUCGGGGAUAAAGGUGUCGAAUUCAUAGUCACGGCUUUAAUCGAGCAAUCCAUCUAUUUCAAAACUAUGCAGGAAACGAGGAGAAAAAGUGAGUUCAGCUUCGCCGAUCUAUCAAGCAGCUUGAACAGUAUCAACAACAAUAAAAAUUAUUUCUCCAAUCAAUACGAUAAAGCAUCGGCGGUUCAUCGAAACAGAGGCAUGCACCACAUGCACUACUUUUCACAAAAGCAGCAAUUGCAACAGAAACAACAAACGCCACCAAAGGCACCACAGUUACCAUUGUCUGAGGGUCUUGUGGUUAUUACACCUCCAACACCGCCGCCGCCUCCGCCUCCGCCGUUGCCACCAACGCUAGUAGAUGACACUCCGAAGACACCACCGUCUACACCGGCCUUACCAAUUGUGCGAACUCCAUCGGAUGAUAUGUUUAUCGAGUCAACGAAUACGCAAUCCAAGAUUGAAGCACAAUUCUCUGCAGGAUCAUCUGUCGUGCAUCUGCAGAAAACUGCGAGUAAACCCGAGCAGCACGUGCAAGUACCGAUCGAGGUGCUAAGUACAAAUAACGAUAGUGGUAUUAACUGUAGCGUUUCUAGCAUUGAGGAACACAUGAGUAGUGAGAGUACAAUUGACGAUGUAAACUUGGCGACAUCUAAGGAUGGCAAAGUGGAGGCGGAGCACCUGCCGACAAGGAUCGCCCUUCUCACGACGCAACCUUCGAAUACUGCAACUGUAGUGCAUGAUAACAAGAGUGAAAAGCAAUCACCAUCUCCGUUGGUUGAUGUUGUUACACCGAGGAACGAAAGCGAGGAUAAUCAAAUUGAGCCAAGCGUGGCGCUUGUUGAACAACAGGAAUGUAGGACUACAAGUGCAAAUGAAAACGAUAGUGGUGGUGGGAGAGGGAUAAAAGUUCCUGAAGGAGGGGGAAAGAAACAAAAGCUGGUACUUGCGUGCGAUUUAGACCGUGAGAAAGACAAGGGUCCCAAAAAAGCUAGACUUGCGAAACAAGACAGUGUACUGAGCGAGUUUGAGUCGAAUAAUGCCGACUUGAAAGACUUGAGCGAGGUAGCGGCGGUGAAAAUGAAUACAAAGAAGGAAAACGUAGAUCACGUGGAGGAAGAUACGCCCGAAAUAUGCGAGGACUAUGACGAUGAUACAAGUCUGAAGAUAUUGGAAGAACAUCUCCUGGUGGAUAGAAGCAUAAAUGCAAAUAGUUGUCAGGAGGUCAAAAACCCUGCGACCAAAGAAGAUCACAAAGGAGCAGAGAAUGUCAAAACUAAUGACAGUGACGAUAGCGCACCCAUAAACCUGUUGGCAACGUUCAAGAAGGACGAGUUACAAUUAUUGAUCGAAAAGUCAAAGCAACUUGAAGAAGACAAAGAGGGCGAACCCGUCAAAACGGCUCCUGUUCCGGUAGUUUCUCUGCAGCGUAGCGGGGAUAGAAUUGAGGAGGGCAUAACAGAAGAUAUAACCUCAACUAGCGCACCAGAAAAACUGGAAAGCAUUCCACGAAAAAUAAUAGAAGGUGAAAUUCAAACUGAACCAUUAUCACGUUCUCUGGAUAGCACUAGUGCGGCUGAUUUCGACAGCACUUUCUUGAGGACUGAGGAGACACCUGUUUUCCCUAACGAACGUUCAUUUAGCUCGGAAAGUCUCAACAGUGAAACUUCUGUGGACUCGAACGACUCUAAAAGUAGCUUGAAAAUAAUCGAAUCGAAGUUCGCCCGCAACGGAACGCUUGAACGGCAACAGUCUAGUGGAAAUAAAUAUAAACAACUGUCAGAUCAACCAUCAGUGACCCCCUGUGGUCUCCAGGUGCUAGUUCUAUGGAAUAAUGAAAUAACCCGAAACUCAGCGCAAACUUUUGCUGAUCUUAUCGAGAACUCUUCGACGUUGGAAAUUUUGAAUGUAGGCUGUAAUUUGUUGUGCAAUGAUUUCGUGACUACCAUUAAAAACAGUCUCAAGACAAACAGCAGCAUAACUAGUUUGGGUCUACAGGGGGCACAUCUUUCUGACAAUGGUGCUAAAGUAAUGUCAGAGGUGAUUGAAUUUGGCGGGAACUCGACACUGCAAAGGAUAGACUUGAGAAAUAAUAACAUUUUGACAAACGGAUUGGAUCACAUAAACGAGGCGCUGAAAUCUAACAAAGUUGUUACCAGAAUCGACUUGGAUGAAGUGCCUAGAAGAGCGAUGGAAAACGAAGUGGGACCGGAUUACGCUCGGCUGUUGGACAAUAUUCGUGCUCAAUGUGAGCGUAACAAACAUCCGGUGGAAACGACGGAAGCGAUCAGUACCGCAGUCAAACGAGUUCGUGCCGCUCAUUUGAAUUCGAGAAAAAUAUCGCUAACGUGUACUUCGAUCCGUACAUCUCCAAGUACGGCCGCCAGCGAUAAACAUCAUCACCAUCUGCUGGAUCCAAGCAAAAAACCCGGUGGGCGAUUACGUUCUCCUUUGCCAAGUCCAAUUCCAUCACCUAUCGCAUCGCCGGUGCCGAGUCCUUCUCGUAACAGGUUCCAGGUCACACGUGUCGGCGAGUCUACUGGCAGCAAUAGCAGCCUGACGAGUAUCAACAGUAACAACAAUACAUCUACCUCUCCAUCUCCCUCAUCGACGGGCAGCUCGCCGACACUAUUCUUCGCUGCUAAUUCUCGCUUCCGCGUUGUGACUGUUGAAGAACCGGCAUCGUCAUCUUCUUUUGUGGCUAACCACUCUCAAGGGAAAGUACCAUCCUCGUGUAAUUCCUCGUCGCCACUUGUUGCCCCAUCAAAUAUCAGUCGAAUUCAUCCGACAACCAGCAGUUCUGCACCUGCUUUAUCUUCAUUUGUCACUCUACCGAAAUCAACGUCAUCACCAAUUCCGCAUUCGGUUGCUACAAACACCUCCUCCCCACCGGUGCUAGUGCAACACCUGCAUAAACAGUCACCACUGCAACAACAACAACAACAACCGCACUCACCGUCACUAUCAGCUGUAAACACACAAACUCCGCCAACACCAAAGUCCAAACAUACGCGAUUACCUUCCACGAGUAGCACACUGAAUGAUUCAGCCUUUUCGUCCACCUCGAUGGAAAGUCCAGAUCUGGAGGUGAAACGGUUUAUGAGUGGCGUUGGAACAUUACAACCAAGUACAAUCCCAGUGCUUUCAUCUACAAUGGAUGACAGCUGCUGUUCGUCAGUUAGCAGUAUUGACUCGACCGAUAAUGCCCAGUUCAAUAAUACCUCAAUCAGUUCGACAGAUGAAAGCUUCGAUUUAAUUAUCAGUUCACCUACUUCAUCUUUGAUGUCGGUUGGGUCAGUAAACGCUACCCCACUAGUUAAAGUAGCACUCUCUCAACAGGAGGAUAGCAUACCUAAUCCAACACAUCAACAACAGCUGCAACAUCAAUUUCUUCACCAGCAUACCCCACAGCAGCAACCCACAAAAGGCACACCUAUCUUGGCAAAUGUGAAACUUCUGAAAGUGAAAAACAAUAGCCUGUCCAGUUUAGAUAUGAGCACAAGCUCGCAAGAAUCUCUGUACGACGUUAAUGAGCUAUCGUCUUUGUCUUCAUGUGGUGGAGAUUCUUCGUUACUGACAAAGGGUCAUAAAACGGGACCACCAUCCAGUGGGAAUUCUAACGAAGGUACGCUUACAUCGAUCCAAGGUUUGGAGAAGGAUAAACAAGCUACAGCAGGAAAACCAGCGGAUAAACCAGCCCGAGUGCGGAAAACUUCGUGGAUAGCAUCCUUAGGUAACCACCCCAAGACAGACGGUACCUCAUCAAUAACCACCGGUAGUGCUAGCGGGGGUAGCGCUAGUAGCGGGUAUUCUCCCGCUAUCGAAAAGUUACUAGCCAUAUUCAGUCCGAGCAAUUUGUUCUCAUCGAGCAGAUCGAGUCCACCGAAUUCAGAGUGCGUGAUUCCCAUGAUAGGAGCAUCAGCUGGAGGUAAAGAGAAUGUAUCGUCGCAAGCUCCCACGCGCAAAGAAAGUCCUAUGGGAGGUUUGUUCCAAUGGACAAAAUCGUCGAAAGAUGAGGAGAAAGUGUUGAAAGUUAACAUUUCACCGGAGAACACUAUAACCCCACAACUCCAACAGAUGACACACUUUCAACAGUCGCCUCAGAUAGCGACGUACUGUGUUGAGAACAUACCAACGCAAUUGAAGGCGGAGAUUAAGGAAAACAUUUCCCCAGAGAACACAAUCACCAACAAAUUGCUCGUAACACCAAUGCAAUCUCCCCAACACACAGUUCCUGCGAUAACUCCCGUUUCGGCCAGUACCGCAACAACUGUCGUGACACCUCAUCCGAAGGUCAUAUUUCGCCUUGGAGACGAUUAUGAUGAAUCUGAGGAUGAUAUAGAUACCCUAACUAGCAAGUAUGGUGGCGGCGGGGGCAGUAGUUCGGGAGAUUUCAACAAGACACCACCGUCACAGCUUCCGUCAACUUUGUUAGGAGCUACCACAGGUAGCACCACAACUAAUAGUAGCGGAAUCAGUAUCAGCAGUGGCAUGGCGGAAGGAUCACCCAUACAAACCGGCAUCUUGCAAACUAGUCAUCUCGGUCAGCUGGCACGCGAUUCGCUUACCAGUAUGUUUAAAACUUCCUCGCUGACAUCGCAAGACUCGAUACGAUCAAUGGACUCGCUGGCGGAGAUGACCGAAUCGGUACCAAAAUCUCAACAACAGCAACAGCAUCAUCCUCAUCAACAAGGACCAGGAUACACGCAACCUCAGUAGCAGACUUGGGCGGAACGGAAAACUGUUGAGUGGUUGAUCUGAACGAAUAAGGUGAGCCUGUUGUUUAGAAAUGAGUGACUCUACCAUCAGAGGCCCUGUGGAUGGAUGGCACUGUUCCAGGUUCUAGGUAUGCUCUAGGAGUAAUGUGUCUUCCUCUUCACGUGAUUCAGAUGUCUGGAUUAUUAUGAAGUGACUUCGAUCUUAUGAAUUAUUUUUUCUUUUAAUCGAAGCGAGAAGUAAUUGAUGUGCCUUCUUUAAAUGCGGACAAAAACAAGAAUAUUAUUAAGGGAAUACAGUGGAAAAUGUAGAGAAAUGUAAAAUCGGUAUAGGAGACAAAUUGUACUACCUAUGGACAAACAAAACGAUGAAAAAAAUAGAAUGCAGGUUCCAUUGGUGAGGAUAGAAGCUAUUGUUUUAGAGUAAAACUAUGCGUAUGAUUGGAAAAAAUAUGGAAGAAUUGGGUAGCGUUGUGUGUGUAUGGCUCUCACUGUUUGCAUCGUUGAACGAAGUGUGCUUAUUGGACCCAGCGUAGAUGAUUGGCCGAAUUUUCUACGAUUUGAAUAUUCUAAUCUGAACUUUACUCUAAUGCUAAAGUUUAUAUUAGCUUUUUUUCUAACAUUUAUUGAAAUUAAAUGCAGUUACCGAUUGAUUAGAAACGAAGCUGUUCGUCAUACAUUUUUUAAUCACUUGAUAUCUGGGCGCUUAUGUCAAUAUUUUUUUACAUUGUUUUCGGGUAUAGACAAGGAUGUAGAUUCUUUUUUACAUACAAUAUACGAAGUCAAUUCGUACGAGGAAUGGCAAGAGCCACUUUAAAUUAGUAUACAUAGCUGGUGCGUCCAAUUUCUUAUCAAUAAAAGAGCGAAACAAUCUUCAAAAUCAUAUCAUGAAGAUUUCGGCUAUUUCUGAAUUACAAACAUAUCACAAAAGUUUUACAAUUAUUACGCUAAUUACGAUAAGAUAAGCAUUUUUUAUUCAAAUUUUUAGUCAAACAAAUUCGAACGUCGAAUAUCGUUUACAUCGGUUUUAUUGAAUUUGGAUGUGUGUUCACUCAUCUGUAUAGCUGAUACGGUUUAUUCAUGUACGCUGAUGAUAUUCAGGCGUUCUGAGCCAGUUUCACAAAGAGCCUUCCCACCGUGUGCAAGAGUGACUUUAGAGGAAAAAGCAAACUGAGAGUACUCACGCAAAAGACAAAUUGACCCGAGACAACGUUCUGCAACAGCAGAUACGACGAACAAAUUGAAUUAUUAAGGAACAAAUCUUGCAAACCAGCGAGAGUACUGAACGGAAAAAUAGUAUUAAACCGGAAACAGAUGGGGCAAAUGUAACAUUGUAAUUUAAUCCUUAAUCAAUGCCAUUGUGAUAUUAGUUUUAAUCAACGCUAUUAUUUUAAUAAGUGAGAUGAUAUCGGAAGAGACGAUCCUGUAAUUGGUGAUUGUGUGAGUAUUUGUCAAAGUGCGAAAGGGUGGUUGCACCAAAAGGAACUAGCUUCUAUCCGCAUCUUUUUGUGUAAACCUGUAAAUAUACACAUGUCACGUGUCAUGGCCAUAACGGUUGGAUUGUUUCCAUGUUCGCGAAAAGAAAACAAAAACAAUAUCAAAAUGCAAUCUGUAAUCAGUUUUGAAUACCUUUUGUAUUCGAACAUUCAUCAUAAUAACACACAUACUUUUUGCAUUUUGACCAUCUGUAUCAUCUAUAUAUUUAGUAUUUCUAUUUAUACAAUGAAAAUAAACCGGACACUGAACAUGUGAGCUGAGGAGACACGAGACUCUUGGUGUACACGCUAACGAGAUCAUAAAUAGAUGAGAUGAUGACUCCUGUGCAUCGUUAAUAAUUUCUAAGAAAAUCUCAGAUUUCAUAUAACGAAACGGCGGCAGAUGAAUUAAGAAAUGCCAACAGAAAGGAUGAAAUAAUUGAAGUUAGGUUCGCUACGGGAAAAAAACUAGUUGCCGGUAGUUUAGGGAAGAGUGAAUGCUGCGCGCUUCAAAAUGAUCAAACCAAGUGAACAGUGACACAUUUUGGGCAGUGGCCCAAUUUUGGAUUAAACUAGGCCUGACGACGAAAUACAUAGUGUUUCUGAGGUAAGUUACUCAUUCGAAAAUCAUGUAGGCGUCUUGAGGCGUUCGCAAGACAACCUAGCUCUGUUUCAACAACAACAAUUGUCACGAUUUUCAAAAUUAGAACUAAAAAGAGCUCAAAAAAAUCGUUGUCGUUUGUGUCAAUCCUCAAUAAAUUAAAUUUAAGAUUGGUCGGCACAUUGAAUCAUGAAACGAUACAUGAUACAUUCUUAACUUCAGCACGGUGGCACGAAUGCACUGUAUAGGUAGAUGAAGCAUUUCCAAUAUACGUACACAAAUCAGUUGACGCGGAUGUGAUGUCCAAUACUCUUGUAUUAUGUUUUUCCGUCAACGUUUAAUCUAUGAGAAGUGCCACGUUCAGAUAAAUAUCUCGUGAAUCAAGUGUCCUAUAGUUUAUUUCUAGGUGUUCAGCAGAGGGAAAGGAUAAAUAAGCAUUCUGUGCGGAGAGACAUUCGCCGGUGUACUAGAUGAGCUGGAACUUCUGAGCUGUAACUCACUGACCCGGCAAACUUCGCUCCGGAUUUUUUUUGUUAUCCAAUACCUUCAAACAUUCACGUUUUCUUACUAAGCUAACGUUCAUGGGUCCGAUCGCAGAACUGUUCAUUGAUUGAUCUUCUGAUUGACCACUUACAAUUUCCGUUUACCAUAAAUUUCCUAGUACUUCUACCAAAACUCGUCAUUAUAAAAUCAAACUAUUUUCAGACACAAUUCUCGUUCAAAAUUUUUCAAUCACUUGCAAGUAACACGUUUCUCUCUCACAUUGAAUACAUGGUUCCGUUCGCUUGAUUAGUUCUCGAGUUAUGCAGAAAUUUGUGUUUCAUUUGUAUAACAGCCCCCUUCAAAGAGGGGGGAGGAGUGUCGAACCACCACGUUUCGUGCCCCCUAAAAUCUCCACACAUCAAAUUUGAUUCUGUUUGCUUCAUUAGUUCUCGAGUUAUGCAGAAAUUUUUGUUUCAUUUGUAUGGCAGCUCCCCCUUAGAGAGGGGGGAGGGGUCUCGAAAUAUCAUAAGAACCUUCUCCGCCCCCAAAACCCCUACAUACAAACUUUCAUGUCGAUCGAUUCAGUAAUUUCCAAGUCCAUAAUAAUCAGACAGAAAUUCAUUACAUCGUUACAUCGGGGCAAGUUGAAACGAUUUUUUCCAAGUUCAACUUGCAAGUUAUCUAAAAAAAAUCACCACACCCCUAAAUUGAAAUCUGUUUGCAGCAUAUGCAAGGUACAACAGAUGACUUUCGAUAAAAAAUAGGAAUUCACACUGGAUGUUUCGAAAAAUAUCAAUUUCAGAAAUGUUUAGUUUUCAUAUGCAUUGUUUCAACUUGUCCGUAGAGCGGGGUAAGUUGAAACGCGGAACCAUGAGCAGAGUUUUUUUUUUUUUUUUUUUCUUCGCUUAUUUUUCGUCGGCCUAUUUCCGCCACUUUAGUGCCAAUCACCGACAUCCGGGAGGCGACUCCACCUGUUCCUACCUAUCAGACUCAACAACUCAUGAGCCGGGCCAACUUCUUUUACUUCCGCUCCGAAGGAAGACGUAACCAGAGAUUUUUCGCCUCAGAAAAUCCCAACGACGCCAGCUGGGAUUGAACCCAGGCCGAUCGGAUUGUGAGGCUGUUACGCUAACCAUACAACCACUGGCGCCGUCCCAUGAGCAGAGUUGCCGACUAUAAUUUUCAAACAUCAGGAAGAAUGAAAAUAAAAAUCAGGAUAAAUCAGUAUAAUUGGGUUGCCCGGAAAGGUUCUGCCGAUUUUUGGGAAAACAAAAGCAUCAUUCAAAUAGGCAGACAUACAUUUAUUCAAUUAUAUAUGCAUAAUUAAACAUUAUAUCCUCCCAAAACAUGCUUGCUUUCUCGUCGAAACCUGUUCAAGGUAUUUUUAUGGCGUCCAAGGUUUUUCCCCUGAGACAAUUUCACAGGGACCUAAACCUGUGAAAAUCUGUAGGUGCAAUACCCGGUUCGUAUAGCUGGUGGGAUAAUACCUUCCGGCCAGACUCCAAAAUAAUGUGUUGUGUUGGACAAGAUACAUGUAGUUUGGUAGUGCCCUAAUGGAACACAUAUUACAUAUUCUCAUAUGGUCUUUGAAUCAUAUAAAACUAUAUAUCAUACAUAUAAAAUCAACCAAAUAUCUGUGCUGCUGUCAUCCUUGAUGUAAUAUUCUGAAGUGGAUUCAUUCAAAUCGUGUUAACAGCAUUGAGUUCCAUGUUCUGUCAUUGUUAAGUGAAAAUCACAAAGGAUGUUUCAAGUGUAAUAAACGCACUCAUAAAAUGAAAAUUAUGAAGGAAAUUUCCCUUUUCUUCCAUGUACACUGCCUUCGGACAUGCUAAUCUGAUAGAGUAUCUUUCUUUCAUUCAAGCCCACAUCACGCUUUAAUAUAUACAGUAAACAUUCACUAACUGGGCGAAAAGGGAAGACCACUUAUCGACAUUCGCGUUUUAACUGGUCCGGCAUGUUAAACGUCAAAUAAAAUCGAGGGAAACUUCAAUGAAUUGUUUGAUUCGCAUUGUUCCUGUAAUUGGAUAAACAAAAGGAUUCCAAUGGAAGUUUCGCAUUGAGUGCGACAACAGGUAUGACAUAUGAUUUGAGAAAAUUAUUUUUCUGUAGUUUAAUCAAUGUUUUUGUCGUGCGAAAAUAAUGUCAACUUUCAUAACAUUUAAAAUUACAUUCGAAUGCCCCUCACAGCAAAUCUUCCAUUUGAAUAUGGCGUCGAUUGUUUACGAAAUUGUGCUUUUUAACUGGUCCAAGGACCAGUUAGCGUUCGCCCAGUUAAACAGCAGACCAGUUAAACCAGGACCAGUUAGCGAACGAUUACUGUACAAUGUAAAAUGUACUUCCAAUAAAGCGAAUUGCCUCGGAAUUAAUAGAUGGUAAACGUAAUAAAAAGAAAGCAUUGUGCAAGUGCGAAUCGGAGAGCAUUUUUCAACUAGGGAAACAUUGGCAGUAUAUUUAUGACGGAUAAAUUUCAAUUCGAUGGAAUAAAAAAUACAAAAUCACCAAAAUUCAGGGCAAAUCAGGAUCAUUCCGGCAAAAUCAGGCAAAAUUGAAUGUUUGUCAGGAUAUCAGGGAACGUGUUGAAAAUUCUGGGAAAUCCUGAAAAAUCAGGAAGGUUGGCAUCUCUGAUCAUGGGUUUAAUAUGCAUUUUUGCUUCUCGAACUAUCACAACUGAUUUAUGGAACACUAAAUUGAAAGAAUGACACAUAAAAAUUUGGAAAAAAGGGUUUUGGUACACGUGGACACUACAUACUAGGAAUUAAUAUACGAAACAAUAACAUCAUGAAUACUAUUUUAGAUGCUUUCAUGGCAGAGUAGAGCCACUCGAAACGGCCACUAAUGAGGUUUAUGGAAUCAUUCAAAUAUGCAAAUAUUACGUAACGCACUCAAAAAGGGAGGAGCAGAUGGCUUGUGGAAACUUGUUUAGGAAUAAAUCCAACUAAAUCUCAAAAUUUUUUUGCAAAUGGCGUUACAUGUUAUGUAGAGAAGAGGGAGUCGAAAAUAGUAAACAAGAUUGCGUUAUGUAAUAUUUGAACAACCCCUAGUUGUAAAAUUAACAAAUUAUACUUGUAUCAUAUCUGUGUAUGAGGAGGCGAUCUGGCGUAGUGGUAACAUCCAUGCCUCUCACGCUAAAGGUCACGAGUUCAAUUCUCACUCCCGACAUUCUUCCAAAAAUGGAAGUAUAAGUGACGAACCAGCCAAAUGAGUUGAAAGUCACUAUAAUACAGAAAAAAAAAAAUAUCUGUGUAUACUGAGGAACGAAAUAUGAUUGAUUCUUAUUUUGUUAAUUUAUCAUCAUUCAUUUAUACAGCAAUUACCGACAAAUAACGUCUGGCAUUUGCAGCAAUGUUUAAAAAAUAGUCGAUUUCACUGGCUUCAACUUACCUCAGGGUUGAAAAAUCAUGGAGUGAGUUUAAAUGCUCGAUGCUAUACGGGAAAAGAUUUUUCAGUGCAGUUUCCAAAACCACUACACUUGAUUGAUUAUCCCUAUUUGAGAACCUGAGUGUCGUCUGAAUUUUGGUGAUAUUUUUGAAAAAAUAGUGUUUUCGGACUGAUUGAGUCGGCGCGCAAAAAUGUUUGUCUUGAUUUCACGGAACAAGGAAAAGUAAACAAAGACGCGGAUUGCGUUAAAACAUUCCAAUAUCCCUGUAAUGGUUGUCAUAAGGUGGGUUGAAAGAUAAUAUUUACUAUAUAUAUAUAUAUAUAUAUAUAUAUAUAUAUAUAUAUAUAUAUAUAUAUAUAUAUAUAUAUAUAUAUAUAUAUAUAUAUAUAUAUAUAUAUAUUCAAUUUUUUAUAUCAAUUUUUUACACUUUGCUUCAUAUUUUAUUUUAGAAUGUUCAAGUAAAUAUUCUGAAAUCAAGGAAUACUACCAUGAUUACAAACAACCGAUGUUUAUCCGCGCAACGUAAUGUGCAUGUGCAGUGCGAUGAAAAUUCAAACUCAAUCGAAAGAAACCAACGAAAAUGACAAAGAAUACCAUUGCUCGGUCGCUUGAUAUUCACCCCGAAUCUUCCCCUCCGCCGGACUUGCAUUUCGUUCGAAACCAUUAUUUCGUUCGAGUUAUAUUUUCGCUUUCCCUAUUUCGAACGUUUUGCCCAUUUAAUGCUUGAAGGGAAGCAGUUCGAACGAAAUGCAAAAACCACUCGAACGGAAUACAAAAUGGAAUUUUAUCAAGUCGCUCGAAAUAUUUCGAAUCGAUCGAAGCACAGAACAGAGGUGAUUGAUUUACGUCGUCAAUUGAGAUCCGAAAAGGGUUCAUUGCCUAACGAAAGCAAUUCCUUCUCAUUUGAAUGUGAUGAAUGUAUUGAGUCGUACGAAAACAAAUAACACAAUCUCAGCUUUUCGCAUUAAAGCACGAUUUCGGGAUGUUCGCCAUCAUAUCCGCUAUGAAAGAUGUACAAUGUCGAUGUCUGGUGUCUAAUCACUAUCAGAUUAGAACAGGCUAGAAAAUAUGAUCCGCGGGUCAUUAUUUUGCUGUCAAUUUAGCCUUCGUCAAACUAAUCGGUGAAGUCAGGACGAAUCUAUGGUGUAUAGUGCGACCGUUUGGUAACUAAGUGGGUUAGGGAAACGGUUUGUGAAAACACUACGGAAGAAAGCUUUAUUCGAAUGCCACAUAAAAUGUCGUAUGAAAUAAUAUAUGGACUGAAAAGUCCCGGAAUUUUUAAUGAAAACAAUCGUUUUUUGGGCACAGCUGUAUUUAUUUCUCAAUAUAGAUUCCUCAUCACUUUGCAUUCAUCUCUUGCUUUCCGAAAUAGUUCCAGCCGUUAGAACCACUUUUUUGGCUGAUAUGGCAUUAUGUGGGAAUAGUCCUGUAAAAUUAGACGUAUCAGAAGUAGCUCAACCAACUAAGUAAUCCACAUUUAACUAAAAUUUAGGUUUACGAAUUCAAUUAUGUGUCCGCAUACUUAUUUCUGCUUCAUUUAUGAACUAUAUCAACGCAUUCGUGCCUCAGUGCUGUCAUGGUAAAGCGAGCAAGCAAAAAAUAACAAAACGUAAUAGAAACAAUAAUUUGGAACAAAAAAAAAAUUAAAAAAAGAACAAAACUGUAAUUUUAGAGCACUAUUUACGUUAUUUUUGUUUUGAUUGGUUACUUAAAAAAUCGUUCAUCGUAUUAAGUAGAAUUAUGUUGUAAAAAAAAUAGUUUGUGAUUUGAUUUAAUGUCGUUAUAAUUUUAGCAAUUUGAAAUUGGUCUGGCCGUUAAAAACAGAUUUACUUGAGCAAAAACGUAUUGCAUAUAAUGAGACAUAAACGAACCUCCAGUGUUAUUCAGUGUCAGAGAGAUAUAGCAGUAAUACCAUUUUUGUUUCAAUUUUAGUAUCUUCAUUUAAUACUUCUGUGAUACAAGAUAGUACACUUGUGAUACGAUUAUAAUUAUUUUUAAACUUAACACAACCACUUAAAAACAAAAUAAAAUACACAAAAGCAAACAAACCAAAAAAAAAAAUUGUGCGUGCAAUUGUAAAAAAGUAUUUUGGGAGAAAAACAAGGCAUUGUACUGAAUACAAAUUUGCACAUUUUAUUUCGUUGUACGUACUUAAAGUUUUACAAACGACAAUAUUUAAAAUCGUCAUCAUUUUGCAACUAUCGGCACAAUACGUAAAGAGAUUGAAGAUAUGGUACUUAAACGAGUAAAAAUCCAUUGUCUAAUGCUGUCCACAUGACAAUACAACACCUGCGCUUUACAUUUGCACGCACAUUAUACAAACCUCUGUUUGCUUACAAUCUUCAUCAUUGAGAGAAAAACAAAACAAAUUGGUUCAACUACGUUCAAAUAAACACCAAAAGUUUAGUGAAUGGGAUACUGGUAUAAUUUAUCACAAUGUUAAUAAGUACAGAACGGGCAGAAGCUCGAAAAAUACCACACACGCAGCAACAAUAAAGCGUUUUUUGGAAAUCCUUUCUGAGCAAAGGUUUUUUUUUGUUCGAUUAUGUUAGAUUAACAAAUAGGAUACAUUGAAUCGGCAUGUAACUACAACUCGUGAGAAACAUUAUACACACGAAUAAGUACUUCUAAGAAUACACAAUAUGAAGCUGUCCCUACGAUUUAUGUUCAAACUGUAUUUUCUUUGUUAUAAUUCAACAUUCACCCUCCCCCCGAUAGUUAGUGAUAAUUUUUUCCUGUAAAUAAACAGAAUAGUGUUUACUAAACGUACCUUCUGCUCAAAUGGUUUUCGU